CAUCAUAACAUCUCAGCCUUGUCCAGAAGAAAAACCUAAACAAUUGGCAUCUAUUCCUUGAAGAUGGAGUAUCACAUCUCAAAGGAACAGAAAGAGUUCUUCGACAAGAACGGUUACCUAAUUCUGAGAGAUGUCUUCAACGAAGUCGAUGUUGAAGGUCUCCAACGAUGGUCACAAGAAGUACAUGAUCUGCCGAGAACAGCAGAAACGCCAUGGAUGCCAUAUGAGGAGAUCAAUGCUACUGGGAACCGAGUUCUUUGUCGAACAGAAAACUAUGCCAACUACCAUUCCAACUUCAAUGCUUUGUUGCGAGGUCCAAGACUGUUGAGUAUCUUGGGACAGCUUGCUGAGGAAGAUAUGCUUCUAUUUAAAGAGAAAAUCAAUUACAAGCUUGCUGGAUCAGGAGGGUUCUCUCCUCACAUCGACAGCACAGCAUACACUCACGUAAAGAAUAUCAAGCAUCUCACGAUACUGCUUGCUGUAGAUGCAUCCAAUAUGUCGAAUGGAGGUUUAGAAGUUGUCGAGGGUAGCCACCUGAUGAGUGUUCCCAUUGAUCGUUCUGAUAACUGCAUCGAAAAGAGAUGGGUUGAAGAGCAGACUUGGGUUCCUGUGGAACUAGAACCAGGCCACUUGCUCAUCUUCGGAUCAUACCUUGCGCACAGAAGUGGAGCUAAUAACAGUAAUUCCAAUCGCAAAGCGAUAUAUGCUACAUAUAAUUGCAAGAGUGAGGGAGAUUUGCAUGAUGAGUACUAUGCCGAUAGAGCGAAGCUUUGGCCACCAACCCAUAAGCGAGUUCAGGGGGAGAAGUAUGAGGAGGGGUCAUUGAGAUAUGGUUUCGGAAGUCCAAUGUUGAGCGUGGACAUGGGAAAGCAGUUCGUUGUAUGAGAGAUUUGGAGCCAUUGAUGGAGAGUUUGGGAAUGAGUACCAUGCAAGUAAAAGAAAGCUGAAAAUGGCAGCGGAUUACCAUGAAGAUUUAGCGAUGAAGCGCUGAAAGUCCCAGCC
This is a messenger RNA of Mollisia scopiformis, 1002 nucleotides long. RefSeq names its product PhyH-domain-containing protein. The transcript has 3 exons. The coding region runs from base 64 to 885 and encodes 273 amino acids. NCBI's taxonomy places the organism in Eukaryota, Fungi, Ascomycota, Leotiomycetes, Helotiales, Mollisiaceae. The record is from RefSeq and is a predicted model, not a curated record.